Fukomys damarensis (Damara mole-rat) is the source of this 4594-nucleotide messenger RNA. It is a transcript of the gene Msl1, whose product is annotated as MSL complex subunit 1. Bases 988 to 2178 code for a protein of 396 amino acids. The transcript has 9 exons. The record is from RefSeq and is a predicted model, not a curated record. Lineage: Eukaryota; Metazoa; Chordata; Mammalia; Rodentia; Bathyergidae. Gene Ontology annotation, cellular component: MSL complex.
GAAGGGUUAAUUUAAAAUGACAGCCCCAGCCUAGUGGGAAAGACGUUUAGACUUGGGGACGGAGCUGGUCUGAGAGGUGUUGGAAAGGAAAGGGUGGCGAGCUGCUGUGCGGGCCGCCUGGAAGGGGUUAAAUUAAAGCACUCUGGCGUUGGAAGUGCGUCGGGAGGGGAGGGAAUGGCAGCUGUUGCUGUAGCCACCCCGCUGCUGCAGCAUCUCCGCAGGGAGGGUCGGUCUCGGCCUCGGAGGGGGCGGGGGAGAGAGUUUGUAAUAGGAAUCUGAGUUCGAAACACGACCCACAGUCCAGGUCCCUCGUAUAAGCGGGAUGUUUGAAACUAGGAGGUUUUCGUGCGUCAGGGGCAGCAAGCUUGUUACAUACACCAAGUAGCGCUCAUCCCUGCUUUAGCAGUCUCGGGGUAGUAGGGCAGUCCGGUAGCCUUUCUCUGUACCUCAGAGGAGCAAGCGUGGUCCCGGGCUGUUUGCACUGCAGCCCAACUUAAGGGCACCUCUGCAAUAGAUGGGCUCCUUGGGAGGCUGGGUGGUGGGGUUCCUGUGCGAGCUGCCUUUCAGCUCCUGAAAGUGAACGUCGGUUCUACAAUUGCCGUGUUCAGCCGGCAGCAUCUCUCUCCUCUCCAUCCGCCCCCCACAAGGCUGAGCCAACCAUCGAGGACUAUUCGUUUUGCUUUCCUUCCAAAUGAAUCGAAUCAGGCUGCUUACUGGAGAACGCCUUCUGCAAGGUGGAGCGGGAGCGGACAGCUCUCGUUAGAAUCCGCCGCGGUGUUGGUUCGUGGAAGUUACUGUAUAUUUAGGUGGCACUGCUCAGCCACUGUACUGCAGUCUCAGGGUGCCAUGGUACUGUAAUUGCAACACAUCAUCUCUGAACAGGGGGAGGGGGCGGGAAGAGGAGGGCCAGCAAGGGUGCAGGGAGCCAGGAAAUGUCACCCACAGCUCAUGGUUAAGUAACGCUGAGGCUUUGGAUCAGAACAGGAGAUGGGCAGGGAGCCAGGCUGGCAAGGGGUGCUGCUGGCGGCAUUUGAGGUGCUGCUGAGUCCCGAGGUGGUGGCCCACCGUGGGCUCGCCAGAGCAGGGGCCCUCAGGGGUGAGCUCCUUGCUCGGAUUGAACGUAUGGAAAGACGGAUGCAGCUGGUAAAGAAGGAUAAUGAGAAAGAAAGGCACAAGCUGUUUCAGGGCUAUGAAACUGAAGAGAGAGAGGAAACUGAACUCUCUGAGAAAAUCAAACUGGAGUGCCAGCCAGAGCUCUCCGAGACACCCCAGCCUCUGGCUCCCAAGCCUUUCUCGUGUGGGCGGAGUGGAAAGGGACACAAAAGGAAAACCUCAUUUGGAAGUACAGAAAGAAAGACUCCUGUUAAAAAGCUGGCUCCUGAAUUUUCAAAAGUCAAAACAAAAACUCCUAAGCACUCUCCCGUUAAAGAGGAGCCCUGUGGUUCCUUGUCCGAAACUGCUUGUAAGCGUGAAUUGAGGAGCCAAGAAACCCCAGAGAAGCCCCGGUCUUCAGUGGACACCCCUCCGAGACUCUCCACUCCCCAGAAGGGACCCGGCACCCACCCCAAGGAGAGAGCCUUCUCCAGCGAGACCGAAGACCUGCCGUACCUUUCCACCACAGAAAUGUAUUUGUGUCGUUGGCACCAGCCUCCCCCGUCACCGUUACCAUUACGGGAAUCCUCUCCAAAGAAGGAGGAGACUGUAGCAAGGUGUCUGCUGCCAUCAAGUGUUGCAGGAGAAACUUCAGUCUUGGCUGUUCCUUCUUGGAGGGACCACUCAGUAGAACCUCUAAGGGACCCAAAUCCUUCAGACCUUUUGGAGAACCUAGAUGACAGCGUGUUCUCAAAGCGGCACGCAAAACUCGAGCUGGAUGAGAAGAGAAGGAAAAGGUGGGAUAUUCAGAGGAUCAGGGAACAAAGAAUUUUACAGCGACUACAGCUCAGAAUGUAUAAAAAGAAAGGAAUUCAGGAAUCUGAGCCCGAGGUUACCUCAUUUUUCCCUGAGCCAGAUGAUGUUGAAAGUUUGAUGAUCACCCCCUUCUUGCCUGUUGUAGCAUUUGGACGACCAUUACCAAAAUUAACUCCACAGAAUUUUGAACUGCCCUGGUUGGAUGAGCGUAGCCGAUGCAGGUUGGAGAUCCAGAAGAAGCAGACCCCUCACCGGACGUGUAGGAAAUAGCUGUGCCGCAAGAACCCUCUGUCUUCAGAUAGUUGUAGCACGCCAUUCCCAGAGGAGUGGCGGAGACCUGUGUGUGUGACCUGUGUCCUCCCAUAUGUUGCGGUUUGCUGACAGGACCCUCCUGUACGCCUUGAUUUGUUUUGUUUUCAUCACUCUGAUUUCACAAAAACUCUUUUAUUGGGCUACUUGUGAAUUAUGGAGGGUGAUUAGGAUUUCUUUUCCCUUUUUAGGGAAGUGAGCUGUCAAGCCAAAUCUAGGAUGGCAGACUUGGAAGUUUCAGGGUGUACUGCUGUACAUUUGCCGAUACUAAAGGGGUACAAAGGCUGUCUUCCUGAGACACAUGGAAGAUAAGCCAACCUGCCUUCAGGAGCUGUGCGCCCGCCUGGCACUCUUCUCACCCUGGCAUACCCUCCAUACAGUUGGGGUGUAGUUUAUACCCUAAAAUAAAACAACAGAAAUCCUCACCAUGAGCAUUAGGGCCAAAUGAGAAAUUGCAAGUGAAGUGAUGAAUAAGUCACCUACUCAGAGUAGGAAAGAGAUCAAAGAUUUGGUGAACAAAUACCGAAAAAGAUAGCUCUUCUCUUAUAACUACUCUGCAACUUAGCCAUGCUGGGAAGGGUAUUGAUUGUUUUCUUAGUUUAGUUAACAGGUAACUGAUGUUCUUCCCCGACUCCUCAGAAGAUAAAAUCUCUGGAAAAGAAAAUGGGGAAGUUAGUUUCGGACAUCUUGCAGCCCUAAACAGAGGCAGUUGUCAUUGGGGAUGGCUUGCCAGGCCCGUACAGAUGUCCUCAUCACAGCCCUUCUCAAGUAUUCCUUCGCUGGGGUUUAUCUCACAGCUAGGCUCUUGGUGGUAGGGUAGAGGUUUGGACAGGGCGAGUGGAGGCUGAAGAAAUAUGUGCUUCCUUUGACUGGCAAAUGUCUACAUCUUGAAACAAAUAGCUGUACCUGAUGCGCUUCUCCAUUCACUUUGUAAAAAUAGAUUUGUGUGUGUAUUCUGGGUCCCCUUCCCUUACCCCUGUUUUGUUCAGAAAUUUCAGGACAGCACUCCCAGGCCACUCUGGUCUCAGUGUAAGAUCCCGGUUAACUAUCUGGAAGGAAAAUAGAGCCAAGACCUCUGGUCUUAACUAUAUAGGAAUUGCCUUUCAUUAGUCUAAAGGACUAUUGUGUGAAAACAAGUAGGGGUCUAAUCUCCUAGAAGGUAGGGGCUUUUAUCCUUGAAGAGAAGAUGUCCCCAAAUUAUUAGCACUUUUAGAGGAGAAGCCAAGGUAUGUAGGGCGUGUGGCCAGCCCAUUGGUGGAGCAUGAGAGAAUGGGUUUCCAUUGUGGGAAGAGAAGAAAAGUUCCUCAGGGGCCUCCCACUGCUAAAGCUUUUUGUGCGAUGUUGAUCUGUGCUCCCUGGGUUUGACUUUGAAAGGAAUUACUGCGGCAGCACGUGUAGUAUUCUUGGAUGAUCUUGCUGCUCUUAUUUCUCCUUUGUGAGCAUGUGUGUGUGUGUGUGUGUGUGUGUGUGUGCGCGCGUGCGUGUGUGUACACGCACGCGUGCACAUGUAUGUGUGUGUGGCUUUCAUUUGUAACUCCAUCUGCUUAGGAGAGGGGGGCUCUCUGUAAAGGAACCUGCUGUAACCUUCAUUGCAGCAGGCUGUAGAGAGAAAUAGGACUUAUUCCACUAGGGGCUCUCGUCUCACACCUUAAGGACAAGAUUUCUAGAAAAACUGGGCCAGGUUUUCUUUGUUCUCCAUUAUUUUAACAUGGCAAGCUGUUUUCGUGUUCCUACGCUGACCUACGUUAUGUUCCUUUAUAAUGUGCCCAAAAAGAAAAAACCCCAAUCAGUGUCUCUGAUCUUGCUCAUUUUCUUCUUGAUUUCAGCCUUUGUCAAGUUCCUAAUUUGGGGUAUGGUUGGCAAAUUUAACCUCCAUGCUUUUGCCCUACACAAGGGACUCCUCAGACACUGAACUUAAUUUAGAUUGAGAGGAAUCCAUGAGGUGCUAUCUGGCCAGAUUUAAGUGGAUUCUUUUCCCUUGGUUCUCCUUUCCCUGAGGACCUCUUACGUUACUGUCCCUCUUCUACAUCAGUUUUCCUUUGAUUUGGGGAUGUUGCGAUUUGUUGAGACGGAUGUUGGAGCGAAGUUCCAAGAGUGAAAUUACAGUGUGUUCGAGCGUGGAGGGAAAAUUAGUCUUAUUUUUCCCUACAUGGGAUACAACACUGUGAAAUUCAAUCUUCAACCGAAGGCCCUGCAGUUCUCCUAAAACAUAGUUCUUUGUUUCUUUCUUUAACAAAGUUUAAGCUAGUGUUAAUAAAUUAAAGAGAAAUUGCUUGUCUGUCCACUUCAGCUUUGUUUUAUGCCCAUUUCAUAUUGUUGUCUGUGUUGUAAUUCAUACUUUUGAUACCAUUUCUGAUGUGUAAAAUUGGUUGUCUUG